AUGACCGUCGCCGCUAGCACCUCAGCAACUACGCUGGUUCCCCCACCGGCAAUAGCGACACAAGUCCCAGCCGUACCGACAGCGAGCGGAGAUGCGGGGGAGACACAGGCUCACCGGCCGAUGCAAGAGAGGCGACAUUCCGUGGACGGAUUCGCUCUCACUGAUCGAGCGCACGUACACGAACCUAUCGACCCCCGGAUACACGAGCUACCGAGCAACGAAGAGGUCGCUCAGGGGCUAUUUCAUCAUCACCCGCACCAUGCUCGUCACGCUCAUGCCCAUCAUCAGCAUGAGCAGCAAGCGCACGAUCAGGGCAAGAUCCAGGAGGAGCAAGAAGAGACCAAGCGUCCCGAGAGCCGAGCUACGGCUACAGCUGUACCGCCUGCCGUGACAGAAAAAGGUUUGGAGAGCGGCUUGUCCGAUGAGACUGUCGACGAGGAUGUCAUCUAUGUUGAAUACGAGAAAGGCGACCCACGCAAUCCCUUCAACUUUUCCCGUACACGAAAAUGGGCCAUGACAGCCGUGCUCGUCUCCUUCACCGCGCUCACUGCUGCCACCGGAUCUGCCUACGCCAUGGGAUACAACACGAUGGAGCGGGAUCUUGGGUGUUCUCAAGAGCUCGCCGCGCUUGGGUUGAGCAUGUAUGCGCUGGGUUUCGGACUUGCUCCAUUGGUCCUGGCGAGCUUUAGUGAGGAGUUCGGCAGGCUGCCCAUGUACCUUGUCAGCACGGCGAUAUUUGCCCUAUUCUUCAUCCCAAUGGCGGUAGCGAAGAAUAUCCAGACCGUACUGGUAUCCCGCUUCAUCCAGGGUAUGGCAGGAAGUACGGGAAGUACACUGGUUGGUGGUACGCUUGCGGAUAUUUGGGUGACUGCCGAACGGGGUAUCCCGAUGUCGCUCUUUGCUCUCAUGGCAUGUCUCAUGACUGGUCUUGGACCCGUCACGGUCGGGUACGUGGACAUGAAUCCACACCUGGAAUGGAGAUGGAUCCAGUGGCUUGGACUCAUCUUCGGCGGCGCGUGCUUCGCCUUCAUGUGCAUCGUGAUGAAGGAGACCCGUGCCAGCAUCUUGCUCACCCGCGAAGCGGCGAAGCUCCGAAAGGAGACGGGGGACAACCGCUAUCGCGCGCGAGUCGAAGACGAGCGCACGAGCCUCAAGACGCUCAUCUACAUAUCUUUUACUCGACCGCUGUUUCUCCUGAUAACAGAACCGGUCGUCGCGAGCUUUAGCUUAUGGGUUGGUUUCGCAUGGGGCAUGCUCUACUGCCUAUUAGAAUCUGUCCCCUAUGUCUUCCAGACCAUCUACGGCUUCAACACCGGCGAACUCGGCCUCGCGUUCAUCUCAAUGGUUGUAGGAACACUCAUCGGAUGGGCGUUCAACCUUUUCGUCCAGGAACGUCUAUACCGGCGAAAUGUAGGCCGCAUCGGGGCGGAAGCGCGCUUGUAUUCCGCGUGCCUGGCAGGCAUCAUGUUCCCGAUCGGGGCCUUCAUUUAUGCCUGGACUUCGUACCCACAAGUUCACUGGAUCGCACCGGUGAUCGGGGUCACCAUCAUCACCACCGCCGUCUUCCUGGUCUAUCUGGCGGUGUUCAGCUACCUCGCAGAUGCUUAUCUUAUCUUUGCCUCAUCAGCUCUCGCCGGACAGAGCCUGUGCCGAAACUUGGCUGCAACUGCUUUCCCACUGUUCACCUUUUCCAUGUAUGAGCGGCUUACACCGCAGUGGGCAAGCACACUUAUCGCCCUUCUGGCCUCGUUGCUCGGCGUUAUCCCUUUCAUUCUCUUCUUCUGCGGAGCAAAGAUCCGCGAACGUUCGCGCUUUGCGAAGAUGCUCGCCGCCACGAUCGAAAAUAGCUAG
Messenger RNA from Dacryopinax primogenitus, 1851 nucleotides. Its product is annotated as MFS general substrate transporter. Lineage: Eukaryota; Fungi; Basidiomycota; Dacrymycetes; Dacrymycetales; Dacrymycetaceae. Gene Ontology annotation, molecular function: transmembrane transporter activity. Gene Ontology annotation, biological process: transmembrane transport. The transcript is spliced from 12 exons. Bases 1 to 1851 code for a protein of 616 amino acids. The record is from RefSeq and is a predicted model, not a curated record.